Messenger RNA from Topomyia yanbarensis, 2965 nucleotides. RefSeq names its product alpha-aminoadipic semialdehyde synthase, mitochondrial (gene LKRSDH). Gene Ontology annotation, molecular function: saccharopine dehydrogenase activity. The coding region runs from base 51 to 2843 and encodes 930 amino acids. Gene Ontology annotation, cellular component: cytoplasm. The transcript is spliced from 6 exons. Lineage: Eukaryota; Metazoa; Arthropoda; Insecta; Diptera; Culicidae. The record is from RefSeq and is a predicted model, not a curated record.
UCUCUUGUACAUUUUACGGUCAGUUGUGUAAAACCACUUGAACUGUUAACAUGUUUCGAAUUAUCAAAUGUCGGGAAAGCUUAUCACCGCGAUUGUUCAGUCGGGGCAAACAUACGGGAAAGGUGAUCGCCAUUCGCCGUGAGGAUCAAUCCGUAUGGGAACGGCGAGCCUCUUUCAGCCCAGCAAUGGUGAAAAAGCUAAUAAAACAGGGGGUCAAGGUGAUAGUCCAACCCUCCAACCGACGGGCCUAUCCGAUGCAGUCCUAUCUUAAUGCCGGUGCAACGGUCCAAGAGGACAUAAGCGAAGCAUCCGUUAUUUUCGGCGUCAAACAAAUUCCCGUAGAUGCACUGAUCCCGCAGAAAACCUACUGUAUCUUCUCCCACACUAUCAAGGCACAGGAGUGCAAUAUGCCGCUGCUGGACGCCUGCCUGGAGAAGAACAUUCGUUUGAUCGACUACGAGAAGUUGAUGGAUCGUAACGGUCAGCGAUUGGUAGCAUUCGGCAAGUACGCUGGUGUGGCCGGUAUGGUUAACAUACUGCACGGUCUAGGUUUGCGACUUCUUGCCUUAGGACAUCACACUCCAUUUAUGCACAUCGGUCCAGCCCACAAUUAUCGCAAUUCUUCGAUGGCACGCCAAGCGGUGCGAGAUUGCGGCUACGAAAUUGCUCUCGGGAUGAUGCCCAAAUCCAUUGGACCGUUAACGUUCAUAUUCACGGGAUCCGGUAAUGUGUCCCAGGGUGCUCAAGAAGUUUUCCAAGAGCUCCCAAUCGAAUACGUCCCUACGGAGGCACUGCGAAAAGUAUCCGAGCAUGGUAGUCAAAACAAGUUGUAUGCAUGCGAGGUGAGUCGAGCUGAUCAUCUUGAGCGAAGCGACGGUGGUGGAUUCGAUCCCGUAGAGUACGACCAAUACCCAGAGAGGUACAUCUCAACAUUUAAUAAAAAGGUUGCAGCCUACGCAUCGGUAAUCGUCAACGGUAUCUAUUGGGCUGUAGGUUCACCAAAAUUGAUCACCAUCCCCGAUGCUAAGAACUUACUACGACCCGCAAAUACACCAUGGUUACCAACUAGUUCGGGAGCACCGGCUCUUCCGCAUCGAAUGUUAGCAAUCUGUGAUAUUUCAGCAGAUCCUGGUGGUUCCAUCGAGUUCAUGAAUGAGUGCACCACCAUCGAUACACCAUUCUGUUUGUAUGACGCCGACCGUAAUAAGGAUAUGAAGAGCUUCAAGGGACCGGGUGUACUGGUUUGCUCGAUCGAUAACAUGCCCACUCAACUCCCGAGAGAAUCAACCGAUUUCUUCGGGGACCUCCUUUACCCCUAUGCUUUGGACAUCUUACAGAGUAAUGCCGCCAAACCUUUGGAAGAACACGAUUUUUGCCAACCAGUACUAGGAGCGAUAAUCUGCAGUAACGGAAAGCUAACGCCAUCGUAUGAAUAUAUCAACGAGCUUCGUGAAAGUAAUUACAGAUCCAGGCACAAAGCUGAUGGUUGUAGUACAAGUAAAAAACGCGUCCUUGUACUAGGAGCAGGAUUCGUUUCUGCACCUCUCGUAGAAUAUCUACACCGCGAGUCAAACGUUAGUAUUAAAGUAGGAUCUCAGAUCAAGGAAGAAGCAGAUCGGUUGGCACAUCGUUAUCAAGGAAUAGAAUCGGUUUACGUCAACGUGGAAGACGAGAGCGCAAAUUUGCAAAACCUUUGUGAGGAAAGUGAUAUCGUAGUAUCCCUAUUGCCUUACUCACUGCACGGACUGAUCGCUAAGCACUGCGUCGCUGGUAAAACUCACCUUGUCACUGCCAGUUACUUGAAUGAUGACAUAAAAAAUCUGGACGAAAAGGCUAAAGAAGCUGGAGUAACACUAAUGAAUGAGGUUGGACUAGAUCCGGGUAUCGAUCACCUUCUAGCUUUGGAGUGCAUUCAAGAGGUCGAGGAAAAGGGUGGUUCAAUAGAAUCAUUUGUCAGUUUUUGUGGGGGACUUCCUGCCCCGGAGCAUUCCGAUAACCCGCUUCGAUACAAGUUUUCGUGGUCCCCUCGAGGGGUUCUUCUCAACACUUUAUCAGCAGCCAAGUAUUUAAGCAAGGGUCAAGUUGUUGAAAUUUCAGGAGGAGGAGAUCUAAUGACGGCCCCUAGGGAUUUGGAUUUUCUACCAGGUUUUGCACUAGAAGGUUUCCCAAACCGUGAUUCUACAAAGUAUCAGUCCUUGUAUGGACUUACAAAUGUCCAUACACUUCUCAGGGGAACCAUUCGAUACAAAGGUUUUUCAGACACAAUUAAACCAAUGCAGCUACUGGGACUCAUUGAUCCACAUCCUCAUCCGAUGCUGCACACUCAUGGACCAGAGAUUACCUGGCGGCAGCUAAUCAUCAACCUGCUGGGACUAGUUGAUGAAGAUAUUUUCUACGAAAAUCUUAAGAACAAAUUGGCAGAGCGAGUCAAUAACAUCGAAGGGAUCGAAGAGCUAGGUUUAUUGGAAGAUAUUCCAGUUGUAAAAAUGGGAUCGCCGCUUGAUACGCUUAGUCACUAUUUGUCGAAAAAGUUAGCCUUUGGUGAUAAAGAACGUGACUUGGUUGUUUUGCGACAUGAUAUUGGCAUUCGCUGGAGCGACGGUCGGCGGGAAGAACGUGGAAUCAAUUUAGUGGCCUACGGACAACCAGGAAUUAAUGGCGGGCACUCAGCGAUGGCAGUCACUGUCGGUUUUCCAGCGGCAAUUGCGACGAAGAUGAUAUUAGAUGGGGAAAUUCAGCAACGCGGCGUGGUACUGCCGUUUUCACCGGAUAUUUUCCGAACAAUGCUGGCGCGAUUAGAGAACGAAGGACUUGUGGCGACCACCACUUCUAAAUUCUUGUGAUGUACAACAAGAAUUGCAAAAGGAUGGCUACAUAUGAUUAUGUUAGCACACAGCAUAGGUCAAGGAUGCUAUGCCAAAAGAAACUCGUGAAUUUCAAGUAAUAAAAACAGACUGCAACUGUA